Messenger RNA from Naegleria gruberi, 728 nucleotides. RefSeq lists its product as uncharacterized. The transcript has 3 exons. Bases 8 to 706 code for a protein of 232 amino acids. NCBI's taxonomy places the organism in Eukaryota, Heterolobosea, Eutetramitea, Acrasida, Naegleriidae. The record is from RefSeq and is a predicted model, not a curated record.
AAAAAAAAUGUCAAAAGUCAUCUUCUUGAUUUUACUCUUGUGUUUCAUCGGUGUCAUUAACGCUUCUGGUUCUAUUUUCAACCCAACCGAUGCAGAAAUUGAUCAAAUUAUCGAAAUGUCAGACUCUGAAUUUUCUUCUGGCACCAAAUUCGCAUCCCUCACAACUUUAAAUGUUCGUGAAGGUCCUUGCACUGAUAAGAAAAUUGUUACCACACUCGGAUCUGAUGUUGUUGUUACCUAUACUGGUAAAUCCAUCACUGCCUGUGGUCAUACUUGGUUCUCAGUUUCUGGAACUUUUGGACAAGGUUAUGCCUCAUCAACCUAUUUGAGACAAGUUGUUAAUCCUGGAGCUGGAUCUGCUUUUAGAAAUUCUGCUGCUCAAUGGGCUGCUUCAAAGGCUGGAAGUUGUUAUUCACAAGCCAAUAGAUAUGGAAAUCCAUGUUAUGAUUGUUCUAGUUUGGUUCAUCUUGCUUAUAAACAAUCUGGUAAGCCUAAUGUUCCACUCACUACCAGAUUGUAUCCUAAUAGUGCUGUUAAGGAAAUUAGUAAGAAUGAAAUUGCUGCUGGUGAUAUUUUGUGGAGAGAAGGACAUGUUGGCAUGUAUCUUGGCAAUGGACAAGUGGUUAAUGCUGAAAAUGAAAAGAAUGGUGUUAAAAUCAGAACUUUUGCCAAUUUCAGAUAUACCAAGAUUUAUAGAGUUCUUUAAAUAAAAACUCAAUUUAUCUACC